GCUUUCAAACUCUUCCGUAAGAACAAAGUGAGUCCGGAAAACGCGGAAGCUUCAGUUUUCAUGAACAGAUUCGGUCUUAAUAACAGCAAACACACAUCACGUGCUGAUGCUGAAGCACACGGUGAAACUGAAUCGAAUGGAAACCGAUUUGAGUAUUUACUUAAAAAACAUGUGGUCGAUACAAAGGAUGAAUUUUAUUACUAUUGGUUGGGUGUUGUCUCAUGUGCCUUUACAUAUAAUCUUAUCGUUGUAAUUGCUCGGAGUGUUUUUAAAGAUUUAGCUGCUGGUCUUCUGUGGAUUUUAUGGGCGAUUCUUGAUGUGGUUGCCGAUAGCAUAUAUCUCUUUGAUAUGUUCAUUCGAUCUCGAACUGAGUCAUUUGGGAUGAAUAUUGGUGUUGGGUCGGGUGAGCAAAAUUCUAGAAAGCAAGAGUUAAUGCUAGAGGGUACGGGCAUAAUGGGGAAGCCUGCGACUUUUGGGGUUCUCAAGAGUAGGGUCUGGGCCUCCAAAGUUGAUGUNGUGCGAGAUAUACCGCGAAUCAGGAAGCUGUACAUAACGUCAUUGCAGUUCAAAUUAGAUUUAUUCAGCGUAUUACCAUUGGAUUUGGCUAUUUCGGUUGCUUUGCUACGCCCAAUGCCUUAUCUUCGUUUCAAUCGAAUGAUUCGUUAUCCACGAUUGUCAGACUUCAUUGAGCGAACUGAAACAAGGAGUUCCAUGCCAAAUGCGUUCCGUGUAUUGUGUGUUGUUGUGAAUAUAAUCAUUAUUAUUCAUUGGAAUGCAUGUAUAUAUUUUUUCAUUAGUGAAUUAAUAGGACUUGGUUCUGACGGUUGGGUAUAUGGGGUGCUCAAUAAACAAAGUCUUCCAGAGUAA
Molecule: messenger RNA, 867 nt
Organism: Anisakis simplex (herring worm)
Lineage: Eukaryota; Metazoa; Nematoda; Chromadorea; Rhabditida; Anisakidae
Source: the annotation of a GenBank genome assembly